Triticum dicoccoides is the source of this 691-nucleotide messenger RNA. Its product is annotated as universal stress protein PHOS34-like. The record is from RefSeq and is a predicted model, not a curated record. NCBI's taxonomy places the organism in Eukaryota, Viridiplantae, Streptophyta, Magnoliopsida, Poales, Poaceae. The coding region runs from base 47 to 595 and encodes 182 amino acids. The transcript has 3 exons.
CAGAGUGUCAGUACUGGUCUUACUUCGAGUGAGUGAAGGCAUCGUCAUGGAGGAGGUGAGCGCCGAGGCCGCGGCCAUGGCGACCGGCGCCGGAGCUGGAGGCGCGGAGGGCGCGACGAUGAAGGUGGUGGCUGCGGUGGACGCGAGCGAGGAGAGCCUGCACGCGCUGUCGUGGGCGCUCGACAACGUCGUCCGGCCCCACCCCGGCGCGUCCGUCGUCGUCCUCCACGUCCAGCAUCACGCCGACCACUUCGCCUACCCCGUCGCCGGGCACGGCCUACAGUACGUCCCGCCCACGGCGGUGGACUCCGUGAGGAAGACGCACGAGGAGAACUCCCGGCGAGUCGUGUCCGUCGCGCUCGACCUCUGCAGGCAGAAGCAGGCGAGCGCCACGGCGGCGGUGGUGGAGGGCGACGCCAAGGAGGCCAUCUGCCGCGCCGUGGAGGACAUGCACGCCGACCUCCUCGUCCUCGGCAGCCGCGGCCUCGGCAUGAUCAAGAGGGCGUUGCUGGGCAGCGUGAGCGACUACCUCGCCCACCACGCGUGCUGCCCCGUUCUCAUCGUCAAGCCGCCCAACAAAGCGCACCACAAGUGAAGCUCCAACUCUGCUGCUGUCGACUGAAUGUCUAAAGUGCAUCGUGCUUCCAAUAAAGAUGUGAUGGAGCUCAUGUGCAGUGCUCUGUGUACAUAG